UGGAUGUUAUAAGAUUGUCAUGUACAGUAGUAUGAGUAGUACUGAGAUGAAUUAACCUACAUAAUAAUCUACUCUUAUUUGUUCAGUGCAACCCAAGAUCAAGCUUAGGCCAGUGAAACAGGUUGGCAGCAGCUCAUUGGUGUGCAGUGCAUACGACUUCUACCCUAAACAGAUCAAAGUUUCCUGGCUGAGAGACGGUAAAGUGAUGACCACUGAUGCGGUGUCCAUCGAGGAGUUGGCUAAUGGGGACUGGUACUACCAGAUCCACUCCCACCUUGAAUAUACACCCAAAUCUGGAGAGAAGAUCUCCUGUAUGGUGGAGCAUGGUAGCUUCAAUAAACCAAUGAUUAUUGACUGGGAUCCCUCCAUCUCUGAGUCUGACUGGGAUAAAAUCUCUAUUGAAGCAUCUGGUCUGGUGCUGGGAAUCAUCACAGCAGCUGCUGGACUCAUGUACUACAAGAAAAAAUCUGCAGACUGAACUUUCUGUUAAAUGAGUGUAACGCUUCCAUGCCUACCUAUUGGGUGUUUUCAGGGCUUAAUCUGAAGGUUUAGAGAAAUAAAACCCUCGAAUACCGACGAGCUCUUUUUCCACACUUUAUUUUCUAUAUCACCU
Messenger RNA from Cyprinus carpio (common carp), 613 nucleotides. Its product is annotated as beta-2-microglobulin-like. Gene Ontology annotation, cellular component: MHC class II protein complex. Gene Ontology annotation, molecular function: MHC class II protein complex binding. Gene Ontology annotation, biological process: positive regulation of T cell activation; antigen processing and presentation of exogenous peptide antigen via MHC class II; immunoglobulin production involved in immunoglobulin-mediated immune response. The coding region runs from base 206 to 478 and encodes 90 amino acids. Lineage: Eukaryota; Metazoa; Chordata; Actinopteri; Cypriniformes; Cyprinidae. The record is from RefSeq and is a predicted model, not a curated record. The transcript is spliced from 2 exons.